This is a messenger RNA of Salarias fasciatus (jewelled blenny), 5693 nucleotides long. It is a transcript of the gene atn1, whose product is annotated as atrophin 1. The transcript has 10 exons. Gene Ontology annotation, molecular function: transcription corepressor activity. Gene Ontology annotation, cellular component: nucleus. Bases 429 to 5624 code for a protein of 1731 amino acids. NCBI's taxonomy places the organism in Eukaryota, Metazoa, Chordata, Actinopteri, Blenniiformes, Blenniidae. The record is from RefSeq and is a predicted model, not a curated record.
CAAGAGAGAAAAAGGGGGCGAAAGGGGGUGGGGAAGAGGCUAGGGUACGCAUCAAUUUGUACAGUCCUCACUUGGCACCCCUGGUUUUUUUUCCAGUUUUUUUCUUCUUCUUCUCUCGUCCUGCAACGAAAAGCAGGAGAUUUCUUCUGCAUUAUUGUUAUGGUCGGAGCCCGUUGCAAUAUGAGCCAGCAGAAGCUCGUGUUGACAGACGCCUGGGCUCUGAGGUGUGCGUGUCAGCGUGCAACAUAAAACGACAAAACAGAGGGAGAGAAAGGAAAGGGAGAGUGAGAGUGGGAGCACGCAUCGCUGGAUAUUAUAGGUUUUCUGUAGCUCUCAUGGUGUAACACUCCCUGGUCAGUAAGCAACUGGAAGCAGUUCACUCCUUACAAUGGCUUGUGUUGUAAAAUGGAAGUUAUAAAGACGAAAUAAUGAAAACAAGGACGCACAAAGAAUCGAUGCCCAUGCGCAGUGGGCGACGGCGGGGGGCAAGUGAGGAGAGAAGGGGCAGACGCCCGCACACUAGCCCCACUCGCUCUGAACGCAAUGACAGACAAACGCAAAGAGGUGCUGGUGAGGAAUUGGCUGGAAAUCGCUUCAGUCGCAGAUCACAAGGGCAUGAUUCAUCAGAGAGUGAGGGGGAGGAACUUGUGUCUCCUCCAAAGAGGCAGAAAGUUCAGGAUUCGGCUUCUACACCAAACCCCCCAACAUCAACACACUCGACUGACAGCUCAGCUCCUUCUACUGUUCCACCUCCAACCUCAGUCGCCAGCCAAUCUCGUGAGAGCGACAAUGAAGACGGCCAAUCCCAGGGCAGCCGGAGUUCAGUUGUUGGGAGCCUGGCCAAUAGCAGUAGCAGUCUGAGCAGCGGGCGGGAUAUAGACCAGGACAAUCGUUCCUCAUCUCCAAGUCUUUCCGCUUCACCUCUGGGGAGCCUGGACUCUGAUUCCGAUGGCCCCGACUCACCAAAGCAAGGAGACCGGGAGAAAAGUAAAGAGGGUGGAGCAGGGAAGAUGGCGGGAGAGGACAGGAGGGUGCUACGAGAGGGGCGAGGGGAGGAGCCCUGCGGUGAUGGGGAAAAGCGAGAUGUAGAUGCAAGAAUUGAGGACUGUUCAUCUCUCAAGCCCCCCUCCACUCCUUGCUCCUCAUCCGGUCUGACUCCCUCGCUCCGCGGAGCAGGAGAUUCAUCAAAUGACAGCAAUAGUGGGAGGAAGUCAUAUUUCUCCUUGGACUCCAAAUUGAUGUGUAAAGUCGAGUAUGGUGGACCGGCGUCUGUUGACGGCGCACUCAGCGGCAACAGAAUGACUCCCAAAGCCAGCACACAGUGCGUAACCAAGACAACUAUCUCCGGAGGGGAAUUUUCCCACAAUACUUCCAACCUUCAGCACUCUUUGCCCCCUCCGCUUCCUCCUCCACCUGCCCUGAAGCCCUUGGAGCUCGGGGGACAAAACCUGCCUGCCGAGGUUAAGACAGAAAGAGACAAAACAGAAAAAGGAGACAAACUCAUGGAAAAGACUCAGUCCACCCCUCCAUCACUACUGCCACAGACCAGCCCCCAGUCCCAGUCCCAGUCCCAGUCCCAGCCUCAGGCCCAGCCCUCUCCCCACCCUCACCACUACAGCUCCACCGGCUGGCAGGGUGGCACAGCAACUGGUUGCCCGGGGAGCUGGGGCUACACCCGUUACCCUGGCAACCAUCACUCACACCAACCACAGCACCAGCCCCCAGUGCAACAGCAGCAACUUCCCUCUGUUUACAACCCUCCGUCCUCUCGCCACUCCUCCUCCCACCUCUCUUACCUCCCCCAUCCUCACCCUCACCCCCACAGGGAGUACCUUCCCAGGUACGCUGGAGGGGGAGGGGACCGAGAGAGGGGGGCUGCAGGAGAGAGAGAGAGGGGAGCGAGGGGGGAGUGUGGGGGGAGGGAGAUCAGCCGGGAGUUUUCUACUCCAAUUGGCAACAGCAGUAACAAUGGUAGCGGGGCAAAUAGCAAUACUGCUUGCAGUGGGAUGGGUGGACCCAACAGCAUACAAGGCAGGGACUUUGGGGGUCUACCGGCUAGUCAGAACCGUGAGUUUCAAGGUUCAACAAGAGAUGGGCCUAAUUUAGGUCCAGAAAGAAGAGACUUUGGUCCAGCUUUCAGAGACAGGGAGCGUGAAAGGGAACGCGAAGGAGGAAGGGAAUUUAAUAUGCCAAACCAAAACCAGAGUAGAGACUUUGGCCCCACUGGAACUGGAGGGGGGCAUCCCAGAGACAAAGAUGGAAGCAGAUGGGGUGAGUUUGGGGGCCAGACAAGAGAGGUUGUAAGCAACAGUAACAGUAACAGCAACUCCAUUCCACAGGGAAACCCCCCAAGUUCAACCAGCGGGCUACCUGUCACCCCCAUGUUGAACCGUGACCCACCUGCAUCACCCCAAAACAAUCCCAGUCAUUCUUCCCAUUCUUCCCUGCCCCCACACCCCCACCCGCAUCCCCCAAACUCAUCGAACCGGGACUUCCCUCCUCCCAUGGACCAGGCACAAACGCCCUCCUCUGGAGCAGACCACUUUCACAGAGAGUAUCCUCCCACUGGAGGAAAAGACUUUCCCGCUGGGGCGCCUCCUUCCACUGGCACAAAUCGAGAGUACUUAAGCUCCCCUGGGGUAACUCCAAACAUGGGACGGGAGUAUUCAGGGCCCGGAGGAACCCAACACCCCCACCCACCUCACCCUCAUUACCAGUCAGGGCCCAGAGACAGAGAGAGGGACUCAAACCUGCGGGAGUCCGCUUUGUACCAAAACCGUGUCGGCCCAAAUCAGCCUCCUGCACUGUCGCCGUCCUCCUCCUCCAGCCAUCAUGGACACCCAUCAAAUACUUCUUACCCUCCUCCGCCACCUCAAUCUGGUCUACCACCACCGCAGUCCUCCCAUACGCAGCCUCCUACAUCGGUGAUGGCACCUGGAGUACGUCCCCCACACUACCAGUCUUCGGCGCAGACUCCACCAACGCCACUAUCGCCCCUGCCCAGCCCUUCCACCAAUCAGAUGGGAGCUUUCUCAUCUUUCCCUCCUGGCUCCUCCUCUGUACCCAACAUGCCCCUUCCCGCACCAGGCGUUUCCGCCAGCUGUUCACCUGGAUGCCGCCCUUCGCCUUUUCACAGCACUUUGAACAAUCACCCCCCUUUCAGUGGGACGUAUCACUCCAACGGGAACAGCAGUGGCAACAUGGCAAACAGCAGCAGCAACAGUAGCGCAUCCAGUAACAGCAAUACCAACUCGCAGUCACUUUCGCCUCAAAGCGUCUCGAAGGGACCUCCUCCUCUCAGUAACUCCACCAACAAUAACAGCAUCCCCACAUCUGCCUCGAGCUCUGCUCUUCCAAGUGGAGAUGGACAUUCAGAUUCGGGUCCGCCUCCCGCACCUGUCAUCAAGGAGGAGCCAGUAGAAGAGAGGGAGGAAAACGAGAGCCCACCGCCGGUGUUGAGAAGUCCCUCACCCGAACCAAAACCUGUCGACAUUCCAAUCCAUGCCAGCCAGUCAGCACGGUUUCAUAAGGUCCUUGACCGAGGCAGCGGAAACUCCUGCGCCCGCAGCGAUGUCCUCUUCGUCCCGUUAGACGGCUCCAAAUUGUGGAAAAAAAGGAAUGAGGUGAUUGAGAGGGCUCGUCGGGAGGUCGAACAGAGGGCCCGGGACCUGAGAGAAAAAGAACGGGAGCGAGAGAGGGAGCGCGAGCGCGAGAGGGAGCUGGAUCGACAUCUACAGCAGCAGAAGGACGUCAGCGCUGCCGGAGGAGGCCGCCAGGCCUCCUCUCUCUUCUUUCCCUCCUCCUCUUCCAUCAUCCUGGACCCUUCGUCUUCCUCCUCUUCCUCCUCGGGCAACCCUGUCCCCCAUCCUCCCCCUCACCCCCAGCCUCAUCAUUCACACCCCCAUGCUCAUCUUCCUCCGACACACCAUCUCCAUCCCUCCCUCUCUCACUCCAUUCCCCAUUCCCUCCUCAUACCGUCCAUGGGUGGGGCAUCAGCGGUGGUCGGAGGCCCUCAGGGGGCCCUGGGAAUUGGUUUAGGAGGUCCUUAUUUGGGCCCUGACACCCCAGCGCUGAGAACUCUGAGCGAAUACGCCCGUCCUCAUACCAUGUCUCCUCUCGGGGCGGCGAGUCGGGCACAGGCACACCAUCCACAGAUGCAUCACGGCCACCCUCACGUCCACCCGUCGUUCUUCCUCCCUCAGUUCCAGAAUCAUGCUUUAGGCCACCCCCAUCACCUGCCCACUGACGCAGCCACAGCAGCAGCCAUACUGGGCUUUUUGUAUGGGGGCAGCCUUGAAGGUGGGCCAGGUGUCGGUGGCCACCCUGGGAUGGCGGGAGGCCACGUGCACGGUGGGAUUGGGGGUGCGGGGUUGGGAGGAGUCGGCUUUCCGCACGCCAUGGCCGCACAUCGAGAUCGAAUUAAGCCGGGGUUUGAAUUCAAGAGUGAUGAGCGAGUGUACCCACCGGGGUCCAUACCCGAUCCUGCAGCACUCGCUCUCGCUCACUCUCAUUCCCACGCCCACGCGCACGCCAACGCCCAUGCGCACUCUCUGCUUCUUGGCGGCAGCGCAGCCGCGGCUAAUGAGGUGUCACUUUAUGGCACUCCUCCUCCAGCUCCACCUGGCCCCCCACACCUUCAGAACCCGACCCUGGCUCCGGUAACCCGACCUCCGAACCCCCCUGCCCCACAGUCCCUGUCCAAUCCGCCCCCUUCGUCCCUCCUCCCGUCCUCUCUGCCCUCUCACCCUUCGUCCGCCCCGCCAGCUGCCCCAUCAGCCCCCGCCGCUCCUCCGCCAGCUCCUUCUCAGCCUGCUCCCCCGACCUCCAAUGCCGCCUCACUCCAUCACCCGGUCCCCCAUUCCUCUUUCCCCAGCUCCCUGUCCUCUCAUCUGCCACCGGCCCCCGCCGCCGCCGCUCCCACCGAGACCUACCCGACUCCCACUCGCUCCCCUGCCUCUUACGAACGAGAACGGAGCGGAGAGAGAGAGCGGGAGAGGGAGCGGGACCGGGCAGCUCUGCCGGCCUUUGGGGAAAGAGAGCGGGAAAGAGAAAGAGAGAGAGAAAGGGGAGGGAGUGCCGGAGGUGGAUCAGGAGGAGGAAGUGGAGGUGGCGGAGCGAGUGGAGGAGGAGGAGGAGGCGGAGGAGAGAAUCUGGGGCGCCUUCAGAUGCUGAACGUGACGCCUCAUCAUCACCAGCAUUCACACAUCCACUCACAUCUCCACCUGCACCAGCAAGACACAGCGGCGGGCGGGGUUCACCCCCUGAUGGACCCGUUGACGUCGGGGUCUCCUUUGGCACGCCUCCCCUACCCAGGAGCCACACUCGGCACGCCCAUCCUGGCUCACCCCCUCACUGACAGCGAGGUGCUCCGCCAACAGCUGUUCGGUGAGGAGAAGGCUCCUCGUCCAUGCGCUCCUUUCCGUGACCUGCCCCAGCCUUCCUCCCUCACUGGUCCCAUGUCAGCAGCCCAUCAGCUCCAGGCCAUGCAGCAGGCCCAGAGCGCAGAGCUGCAGAUCCAGAGACUGGCCCUGGAACAGCAGUGGAUCCAUCACCACCACCACCACUCCCUCACCCAGGACGAGUAUUACAGUCACCUGAAGAAAGAGAGUGACAAGACCCUGUGAGGGAGGGGCACGACAAAGAGCGGCAUGGAGAAAAACCACGCGGAGAUAGUGUGCAAAUAAAAAAGAAAA